This is a messenger RNA of Glycine soja, 884 nucleotides long. RefSeq lists its product as uncharacterized. The record is from RefSeq and is a predicted model, not a curated record. NCBI's taxonomy places the organism in Eukaryota, Viridiplantae, Streptophyta, Magnoliopsida, Fabales, Fabaceae. The transcript has 4 exons. The coding region runs from base 104 to 607 and encodes 167 amino acids.
AUGAUAUAAUUAAGAACAGAGUGUGUAGUAGUUACCGGCCAAUUACGCGUUCUGUUCUGUUCGGUAGAGAGAGAGAGAGAGAGGAAAGGGAAAGUGAAACGACAUGAUGGUGGGACAGUUGACGGCGACGAAGCCGAGCCGGAGCGAUGAGGUUUUGGAUGCUGAGGAGCAACUGAGAAUCGCUAAUGAGAUCAGAGCCCAAUUCGAUGCCUUGGAACCCAAGCGACCCAUCAAGCCCAACAGAAGCGAACCCGACGCCGUUUUGCAAUACCCCGUCGCAGCCGCUUCUGUGAACAAUAUACCUGAGCUUCACAAGUUUCAAUCCCUUCAAUCUCCCUCUCAUGCUAUAAUUUCAUCGGCGGGGUUUGUGGAUGCACAGGAUGAGUUUGUGGAGACGCAGUACUAUAAAGAAUUGGCAUCCAUUGACAAACAGCAUCACACGACAGGGAGUGGGUUCAUAAAGGCGGCGAGAGAAGGAGGGGAAGGUGAAUAUGAGAUUCAGUUGCCCAAUAAUCAUGUUAAUGCUGCUGAAACCCAACCCAGGUCCUAUAAAAGCAACCCUGCCACUAACGAUUGGGUUCCUAACUCUGAUGAACAUCAGUUUUAACAGGUUUUUGUCUCCUCCAAGCCAAAUAGGAGCGAGAGUACUUGAAGAUAUGCUAGGUGAAAAAUUGGAAAUGGGUUAUCUUGUACCAGCUUUUUCUUAUUACUGUUUAUGUCUAUUUGGUGUUUACAAAUUACGGGAGGUGGGGUGGGGUGGUACAACUGUUGUUGUAUAAUACUAUAGUCUAGAAGAGAAAGUAGUUUCAGAAUGCUACAAUUUCCCGUGAUAUGAUUUCCUUCUCAACACCUAACCUAAAUCACCUUUCUUCUACAUUGUUCUA